Molecule: messenger RNA, 1521 nt
Organism: Stylonychia lemnae
Lineage: Eukaryota; Ciliophora; Spirotrichea; Sporadotrichida; Oxytrichidae
Source: the annotation of a GenBank genome assembly
AUGGAGGGAUUAGAUGAACUCGUGAACCUAGUCACUUUGAAUCUGUCUCACAAUAGAAUUAAGAAAAUAGAGGGUAUCUCUAAACUGGUAGAGCUGAAGUCAUUAGAUGUAUCUCAUAACAUAAUAUCUGAAUUAGAAGGAUUUGAAGAGAUAAAGACUUGCCCAUCUCUCACAUCAUUAGAUCUUUCUAAUAAUCAAAUAGAUUGUGCAGAAGAUAUUGUUCCAUUCUUCUCAGACGUUCAAAAUUUACUCUGUCUCUAUCUUAAAGGUAAUCCUUGUGUAAGAAGAAUCUCAACAUACCGUAAGAGAUUGACAGUGGGGAUGAAAAACCUCUAUUACUUGGACGAUAGACCAAUUUUUGAGAUAGAACGUCUUGCUGCAGAUGCUUGGGCAGCUGGAGGAGCCGCAGCUGAAUUGGAAGCUCGUUAGACUUAUCACUAGAAAAAGAAAGCAGAAAUGAAAGCAAUUACUGCAAGAGGCAGAGAAUUGACUGAAGAAGGAAAAAAGCGCAGAAAAGAAACCAUGAAAAAGAUGCUAGAUGAAUUAAGAGAUGAGAAGCAAGAAAUGAUUUAGAAGAGAGAGGAUUUAAAGGCCACAUACAAAAGCAUGCCUGAUGAUCACCCAGAAAAGGGGUAUACACUCCUCAAGAUUAGAAAAAUUGAAGAUGACUUGAAGAGUGAAUUUUACAAGUUAGUUGAAGACAAGGAUCCAUCCUCAGCGCCAUCAGUAGGCAAGGCUAAAGCACCUAAUGUACAAAGCAAGACAUACUAUGAAGAAGUAAUGGCUUAGAAAAGAGAGGAAGAAGAGACUAAGAAGAGAGAAAAAGAGUAUAAGAAGGAGUAAGAGAGAAUCUAAAAAGAGAGAGAAAGAGAAAAUUAGAUCAAAGCUUUGGAGGAUGAGCAGUACUAUAGAAGAGAAAAUCCAAGAGAAAAGGCCUAAUCAACCAUACCAGGAGUUAAGCAAACUGAAAAACAGAAUUCUGCAGGUGCAGUAGCUACUUCAGAAUCAGAGAGUGAUGCUGAAGCUUAUUAUCGCAACAAUAAGCAGCUAAUAUAAUUCAAGUGGACCUCAGAGUAUGAGGAUCAGCUUGAAGACAUUUUGAUAAAGUAUUUCUUUGAUUUCAGUCAUGCAGCAAAGGAGUUUUCGAGACUUGUGAAUCCAGAUCCAAACGCUGAUAAAUGGUUUUUGAUUGAUGCUAAGUCUCUUUAACUACGAUGGACUGACAUUGAAAUCAGAAAGUACAGAUUACACGGUGGUGGUAACUUUAGCAAUAGUUUUAAUGACAGAAGUGAGAAUAAGAACUCAAGUUAAUCCUAAGCAGCUGCUCAACAAGAAGAUGACGACGAUGAACCACUACCCCCACUAGAAGAGCUUGAGGAUUCUAGAUUAAAUAGUUAAAACAAUAGAAAUGGCCAGCAAAGCCAAAAUGCAGGUGGAUAUGAUAGAAAUUCUUCAAGUGAGGAUGAAGGAGAUAACAAUGGUAGAAUCUAAUACUAUACAAAUCUAGAUGAGCUAGAUUGA